CGGCGACCCAGCGGCCACGGUCGGAGCCGGGAGGCCGCGCCACCUGCGGGCCGGCCGGAGCGGGCAGCCCCAGGCCCCCUCCCCGGGCACCCGCGUUCAUGCAACGCCUGGUGGCCUGGGACCCAGCAUGUCUGCCCCUGCCGCCGCCGCCCGCCUUUAAAUCCAUGGAAGUGGCCAACUUCUACUACGAGGCGGACUGCUUGGCUGCUGCGUACGGCGGCAAGGCGGCCCCCGCGGCGCCCCCCGCGGCCAGACCCGGGCCGCGCCCCCCCGCCGGCGAGCUGGGCAGCAUCGGCGACCACGAGCGCGCCAUCGACUUCAGCCCGUACCUGGAGCCGCUGGGCGCGCCGCAGGCCCCGGCGCCGGCCACAGCCACGGACACCUUCGAGGCGGCCCCGCCCGCGCCCGCCCCCGCGCCCGCCUCCUCCGGGCAGCACCACGACUUCCUCUCCGACCUCUUCUCCGACGACUACGGAGGCAAGAACUGCAAGAAGGCGUCCGAGUACGGCUACGUGAGCCUGGGGCGCCUGGGGGCCGCCAAGGGCGCGCUGCACCCCGGCUGCUUCGCGCCCCUGCACCCGCCGCCCCCGCCGCCGCCGCCGCAGCCCGCCGAGCUCAAGGCGGAGCCGGGCUUCGAGCCCGCGGACUGCAAGCGGAAGGAGGAGGCCGGGGCGCCGGGCGGCGGCGCCGCAGGCAUGGCGGCUGGCUUCCCGUACGCGCUGCGCGCCUACCUCGGCUACCAGGCGGUGCCGAGCGGCAGCAGCGGGAGCCUGUCCACGUCCUCGUCGUCCAGCCCGCCCGGCACGCCGAGCCCCGCCGACGCCAAGGCGCCCCCGGCCGCCUGCUACGCGGGGGCGGCGCCGGCGCCCUCGCAGGUCAAGAGCAAGGCCAAGAAGACGGUGGACAAGCACAGCGACGAGUACAAGAUCCGGCGCGAGCGCAACAACAUCGCGGUGCGCAAGAGCCGCGACAAGGCCAAGAUGCGCAACCUGGAGACGCAGCACAAGGUCCUGGAGCUCACGGCCGAGAACGAGCGGCUGCAGAAGAAGGUGGAGCAGCUGUCGCGCGAGCUCAGCACCCUGCGGAACUUGUUCAAGCAGCUGCCCGAGCCCCUGCUCGCCUCCUCCGGCCACUGCUAGCGCGGCCCCCGCGCGCGGCCCCCCGCCGGCCGGCCGGCCGCCCGCUCGCUCCGCCCGCGCGCCCGCCCGCCCGCGCGCCCGCCCGCCUGCCCGCGCGCUGCCGGCCGCGCCGCGGGGACCCGCGCCCCCGCCCCCGCCCCCGCCCCCGCCCCCGGGGCGCCGGCGAAACUUUGGCACCGGGGCGCUUGGCGGCGCGGGGAGCUCGUCGGUAAUUUUAAUAUUUUAUUAUAUAUAUAUAUAUAUCUAUAUUUUUGUCCAAACCAACCGCACAUGCAGACGGGGCGCCCGCCCGUGGUGUUAUUUAAAGAAGACGUGUCUAUGUGCACAGAUGAGUGACAGGCUCGCUGCCUCCCCUGCCUCCUCUCCGGGCGCCGGCGGGCGGGCCGGUUCCGAAGUUGAUGCAAUCGGCUCGAACAUGGCUGAACGCGAGUGUACACGGGACUGACGCAACCCACGUGUAACUGUCAGCCGGGCCCUGAGUAAUCGCUUAAAGAUGUUCCUACGGGCUUGUUGCUGUUGAUGCGUUGUUGUUGUUGUUGUUGUUGAUGUCGUUGAUGUUGUUGUUUUUUGGUCCUUUUUUUUUUUUUGUAUUAUAAAAAAAAUAAUCUAUUUCUAUGAGAAAAGAGGCGUCUGUAUAUUUGGGGAUCUUUUCCGUUUCAAGCAUUAAGAACACUUUUAAUAAACUUUUUUUUUUUUUUUUU
Canis lupus familiaris (dog) is the source of this 1840-nucleotide messenger RNA. It is a transcript of the gene CEBPB, whose product is annotated as CCAAT enhancer binding protein beta. Gene Ontology annotation, molecular function: DNA-binding transcription factor activity, RNA polymerase II-specific; RNA polymerase II cis-regulatory region sequence-specific DNA binding. Bases 99 to 1139 code for a protein of 346 amino acids. Gene Ontology annotation, biological process: regulation of transcription by RNA polymerase II; DNA-templated transcription; regulation of cell differentiation. The transcript has a single exon. The record is from RefSeq and is a predicted model, not a curated record. Lineage: Eukaryota; Metazoa; Chordata; Mammalia; Carnivora; Canidae.